AUGAAACAGAAAGCUAGUGCAGAAGCCGAGUUCAGAGGUAGGACUAAAGGAAUUUGUGAGCUCAUUUGGUUAAAGAAGUUGCUUACUGAACUUAGGUAUGAACCUACAUCCACAAUGAAUCUUUUUUGUGACAACAAGGUUGCAAUCGCUAUUGAACAAAAUCCGGUUCAACAUAAUUGCAUCAAACAUGUUGCGGUGGAUCGACACUUCAUCAAACAGAAGCUUGAGGCUAAAGUGAUUCAGUUUCCUUUCGUGAAGUCCGAGAAUCAAUUAGUGGAUAUUUUAACAAAGGAAAUUUCCAGUAGAGCAUUCCACAAUUCACUGGACCAGUUGGGCAUUGGCGACAUCUAUACACCAACGUGA
Prunus armeniaca (apricot) is the source of this 363-nucleotide messenger RNA. NCBI's taxonomy places the organism in Eukaryota, Viridiplantae, Streptophyta, Magnoliopsida, Rosales, Rosaceae. The record is from the annotation of a GenBank genome assembly.